This is a messenger RNA of Diaporthe amygdali, 471 nucleotides long. RefSeq lists its product as uncharacterized. The record is from RefSeq and is a predicted model, not a curated record. The transcript is spliced from 3 exons. NCBI's taxonomy places the organism in Eukaryota, Fungi, Ascomycota, Sordariomycetes, Diaporthales, Diaporthaceae. Gene Ontology annotation, molecular function: protein binding. Bases 1 to 471 code for a protein of 156 amino acids.
AUGAGUGACAACCGGGACAAUGCCGGGCCAAGUCCAGCCGCCAACUCUUCACUGCCCCCAGAAGCCAUCGAGCUCGCAACGCGAAUGUACAACGCAGCCAGGCAAGGCGACAAGGACCUCCUCACACAGGCAAUUUCCGCCGGCCUGCCACCGAACCUGACCAACGACAAGGGCGACACAUUGCUCAUGCUGGCGGCCUACCACGGCCACGCCGACCUCGUCAAGUUCCUCAUUCAGCACGGCGCAGACCCCAACAGGCUGAACGACCGUCUCCAGAGUCCGCUGGCGGGAGCAGUUUUCAAGAAGGAGGAUGACGUCAUCGAGGCUCUAAUCGACGGCGGCGCUGACCCAGACCACGGCACACCGUCGGCCCUUGAGUGUGUUGCGAUGUUCAAGCAGGACGACAAGUGGAGGGCAAAGUUCGAGUCCGCACCCGGCCGAGGGAAGGCUGUCUCCAGCGAAGGCCAAUGA